UUAAUUUCAAAGUUAGUAUCAAAUAUUCAAGCACUCUGUUUCGAAUUACUUCAAAGUCGAUUAAUCGUCCUUAAUCGCGAUUGCUUCCCUUCGUGAUUACGUAUUUUGACAAGUUACGCAGCCGAUGGUUCUAGAAGUUCAGCUUCAUCAACCGGUCGUCUGAGUCAGAGUAAGAGAUGGACAUGAGCACGUCCUCGGAUGCUGACAGUUGCCGCCAUGUUCUGGAGGAAGGGGUAACUCGGGGCGACUGUCACAAGUGUAGCGAGAAAGCGGGAGGAAAAGCUGAGAAAGACACAGCCCAGGAUACGGGGUCAUCACACGACCCCUGGUCCGACAAGGUCACGAGGGUCAAACAGGAGAUGGAGGAAGAAAAUGGUGAUCCGAGGAAAGAGUUGACACAACUCCCACCGUCAUUCAUCUCCAAGGAGUGGAGCUACCUGUGCGAAGUUGACCUUCCCCAGCAGCCCGCAAAUUUCAGGGUGGAUGAUUCUUCCCAAACCAGCGAUGUCGAAAAGAAAAACGUUUUUAUCGAAGACAGAAUCGAAGGCACUUCUUCUGAAUGUCUCAACAAUUCACUUGUUCAUCGCCACAAGAAGACGGAUGUCGAUGUCACAGUCUUCCUUGCGAUUGAACAAGCCGAUGACGUGGCAUAUAAUAAAAGAAUAACCACUGAAAGCUUAGGUGUCAGGGACAAAGACAAUGCGCCAAGUUAUAUUGAUAAAGAAACCAAUACUAAUACACUCAGAGAUCUUCAGGAAAAUAACUGGCAAAGUGUUGGCUGGUCAGAAACUGCUUUUAGCAAAACUCUUGCUUCACCUGGGGCAUCAACAGCCUCGUUAAAGCACAUCCACACAGAGACGUUCAGGGGCAAUGUGGGAAGAAAAGUCAUCCAGUCACCGGUGUCAGGAAAGUGUACCAAGGACAGUGGUGAAAAAUCACUUAGAUCAGGCGGGAGUUCUGCCUCCUGGCAAGGAAGGCAAGAGGCAAACAAUCAAGCAGAUAUUCGAGACGACAAAAAUGUGAGAGGAAGCACUGUCUUGGAGGCACUGGGAGACGAUCUGUCGAAAAGCACCUUGAAAGAUUGCGUCGACGAAGAGAAUGCAGACGACAUGAAAUUAUCGAAACAAUGCUUCACAGGUCAAUCAUCGAGUUUAGUCAUCAGUGACCAGCCUGUUAGUCUUAGUCUCGAACCCUCCACGCAUCCCUCCGUGUUGCCCGUCUUCUCCCAGCUUGGAUUUCAAGGGAAAUCUUUGAGGUCAGAAAACGAUGGCUUCACUUCUACGUCAGCACUUGUACAGCGCUCAUUGGGCCGCAGAAAGCAGGUGAACCCUAGACAGCGACCGGCACGAGGCCAGCUUUCUCUACCCCAACAUAUUAGUGUCACACAAUCAGAGGAUGCACCAAUGAAAUCUGACAAUGAUUCCGAGACAAAAACGAACAAGAAUGGCACUGGACCUGGGAGGCAGUCUCAAGGAAUAAGGCGAAGGAGCACAUCUGUUUCUCAAGACACAAAGUUUCCACACUCCAAUGUUCUCAAAUCAAAACAACGAGAGAGCGCGGUUCAGCACAGUUCAGCUCCUACAGGCAUGAGCUCUUUGAACGAGUCUGCAACACGCUUCAUCGUUCCCGUUCUGCAGUCACCUAGCUUACCUCUACAAUCUCCCUUUCACCCUUCCCGUCCUAGUCCAAGUCCUUUCCAGAAAAUAAACUCAGGUUUACCCCUGUCGCCUUUCUGCUUUCAAUCGUCCGUUGAAGCGAAUUGUCAAGCUCGGCAACGACAGGAGCAAGAAGAGCCUCGUAUCUCUUUGGACAAGGACGACAGAAUGAACUGACAAAUUCUGCACUCUCAGAUCCCACUGAUGCUGCUGAAACGUCCAAACCUGGCAACUGUAAAAUGGGGACAUCAUCAAGCUUAAGACAAGCCCGGACAAACGUGAUUACUUCCCCUCGGUCGACGGGACACAGAACCAUAGUUAGUACUUCUCCACCCACAGACACUGCAAGCCUACUUGGGUUCUGCCAGUCAAGCAACACGUCUGGAACUAUCGGAACUACUACCUCAGUAUUUUCUUCUGCUACAAGCUUAAAAACAACGAGACUGAAAGCUGCGUUAAACGCAAGGGAGAUAAACAUGACAGCGUUGCCCAGCGCAGACUCAGGUAACGGCUGUGUCUACCAGCAACCUUCCAUCUCAGAAGCUUAUCAAGGAUUCGGACUCGGGUAUAAGUAUAAAAACAUUCAGACCAGCAUUAAUGACAUCAAUUCAUCACAAGAGGAUGUGUCUAUAAAGAAGAACUUACAGGGACGGAGUCGACAGAGCACAACUCACAUAGUGACUCAGCGUCCGUGUCGUUUCUAACAUCUACACUAGGUCUUCCUUAAAGAAAAUAGGUCAACCAAGAGCAAAGAUGAACUCUUCUGAGACUGAGUACCAAAGGGGUGCUCUUGAUCUUACGGUUGAUACUACAAGAGCUACCUCUAACCAUGAUGUGCUUAAUGAACAUCCACUUCUUCAGCCUAUUGCGUGUAAGGACGUUGAUGCUAAGAAACACACCAAGCAGAAAAGUCUGAGGUGGUCGUUUCUAGAGAUCAAAAAGAAGGAAUUAAGAAUAGCAGCCCCAGAUGGUGAAGCUGAACCAGGUCAAAAUAAUACUUCAGCAUGUACUUCGCCAGGUACUGAACAACGCAGGGACAACCCAUCAAAUCCGAAAUACUGUAGGGCGCAUGUUGAAGUGGCUUGCCCAGACAAACAAGUCGCCACACAAGCAGAAGACACAGUCCAAGACGGUCCUAUUCUUCAGGAGGAUGAAGUGACAAAACAAGAAAGAUCCCACAUUGUGUACCAGAUCAGCGCCAGCGUCAGUCAGUCAACAGCAGCAGAAAAUGUCAGAAAACUCUGGAGAAACGGCUUCUAAUGUAACAUUUCAGCUGUAAGUGCUCUUCUGCAGUCUCUAACAGCUAAGACCAAGGACGCGGAGUGGACUUCCCACGAAGAUACCACUCAGGCAAUAGAGUCCUUCCCUGCUGUGGCUACGCUGACACACAUAGUGAGCGAGAUCAAACGAAAGGACAACACCGGAAAAAAGAGUGCAGGAGUAAAUAAGUCAAAACAAGGAAACGUAAGGUCACAAGGCACGAAGAGAGCUUUACAAGACAGAGUAACAGAAUCUAUGAUUCAAGAUCCGCUGCAUGGGUCGGUCGUCGCUGACGAACAUACAGGAGCAGCCACCAUCGAGGACACGUACAAUCCUCCAGCAAAUCCAAAUAAAUAUUUCUUCAGGAAAGGGGUCGAAGGCUAAGAGGUCAAGAAAAUCUACACAAAAAGUGGGAAAGGAAGGCUUACAGCUACCGUCUUUGGAAAACUCAGGGCUAAAGCUUCCAAUUUCUUCUAAGACUAACAGUCCUAGUCCGAUGCCCUCAUUUCCGAUUCCAUUCGGAAACGUUUCUUUCUUGCCCUUUCAGUUUAUCGCUCAUAAUAUCCCCAUGUUUACUCGGCAUGCAUCAAAUCCUUCUCAUAGAAACACUGACACGUCCUCUGCAACUAUCAAGAAAAUCGGACGAUUCCCCGAUGCCCGCUCGGAAGGAACCUUUUACCGACAGCCCUCACAUGUCAAGGUGCUGGGUACGCGAGUCGUUACGUAGAAGUUGAUUCCGAAGGAUCAUCCGUUGAUGUGACCCCUGCAACCGACAGCGUCGACUACUCUCCUGCUCCGCUUGCCGGCGUGCCGCAGAGUGGGAGUGGGAUUCCUCUCUUCUUCUUCCUUCCCCACUCCCAGCUCUUGACUCUAGGCGCCACUUCCUCAGGCUGCAGCACAGAAAUUUUCCCAUGCCAACAGGUUGUUGUUCCCAUGGGGACGCACCUCGCGCCGAAGUCCACACAAGCGCGACGUCCGACCCAACGACUACGGAAGCAUUAAAAUGGAAACUAACAAAGAAUCUAAAGUGCUCCCAGACAGACUCUCUGGGCCGACUCCGGUCCUACCACAACUUGGUCAUCAGUCAGUAACUUUGAUCGAAAACCAGACCCAGCCUUCGGUCGCUCAGCCAAUAUUGUCGAGGACUUUGGAGGAAAGCGUGGAAUGCCCUGUGGAUAUUUGCCAAGUCGUCAGCAGCACGUGGUGUGACGACGCGCCAGUGUCGUGCACUGGUAAUGACAUUAACUCUGAAGAGAGACCAGUGAGCGGCUACGAGAUCAGUCUGAAUGAGGGUAACAAUAAUUUGGACACAAAAUAUCCCCAGCAAAGUUUUCAUGAUUCCACUGAACAUCUGGUGCCAGGCGCCCGUUCGACCACUUUGGAACCAGAAGAUAAAGGAAGACCGACGAGGCAGAGGCGCAGCAUGCCCAACCGUUACAGAACGGCCAUUCAAGAAGAGGAGCUGUCGGAGAUGUCAGACUUUUCUGAGCACGCCCACGAUGUCUCGGAUGACGAUUGGAGGCCCGAUAACAACAAUUGAUCUCAUUUCUUCCUCAGAAAAUGAGACAGAUGUUGAAAGCGACUGGGACUUUGAUCACAACGCCAAUAGAAGAAGCCGAAAAAGAAGCUCGGGUGGGACAAGCAGAUCGCGAAAAAUCGGCAGCAAUAACGAGCCGCAAAAGUUACAGCUCGGUAAGGUGCUUUCGGACUGCGGGGAUGGUUAUGUCACUCCAUCUUGUUUUCCACCCAGUGAGGGGAGGUCUAGCUCUGAGUUCCGCGGCUCUGUGAGCUCCACAAGCUGCUCCGCUGGCACGGCCACAAGUGAAGCGUCUGGAAGCGAAAACGUCAGCUUCCAGAUUGACGAAGCUGUUCGAGAGUCCAAAUCGGCGGUGCUGCAGGUUCGUCACUCGCGGCCCAACCGCAGGCGACGGCGAGUACCGUACACAAAAGAGGAGCUGACAUGCCGCGAGUGCAGCAAGGUCUUUGCGAACAUCUACCGGCUGCGGCGGCACGAGGGAUCACACCGCGAGGAACGCCCCCACAUCUGCGACAUCUGUGGGAAGGGCUUCAAGCAAUCCGGUCACCGCAACGAGCACAGACUGACCCACGACACCGUCGGGCGGCGCAGCUUUCUGUGCCACUACUGUGGUGUCAUCAUCAACAGCAGGUCAUCUUUCCGAUACCACAUGAUGUCACACGACCAGAUGCUCGUUGAUGUGGCAAUUGUAACCUCAAUCGCGACCGCGUCGGAAAACGGUGUUGGCGACAAGACGAAGGACUCCACCCGACAUCGGAAACACACAGAGGCAACGGAGCUCCGCGACAAGAGUCGCGGUGAUGGGGCGACUUCUUCCUACACCGCCUACGAUUGCCCGCAUUGCCCCGACCGCUUCGCCACGGCCCAGAGCUUGAACAGCCACCUGGAGUCGCACCCAGAGGUGGCGUUGCGCUGUCACGUGCAGCCGUUCAUGUGCGAGAAGUGCGGGAGAAGUUUCACGUACCGCCACAACCUGUUGAAGCACCGCCUGCUGCACGUGAAGCCCGUUAAGUAUGCUGACCUGUAUCGGCGCAAGGUGCAGGAGCACAUCUCCAGCGGCAAGCCGCACUUCACCUGCGACACCUGCGGCAAGGUGUACCUGCGCAAGGAAACGCUGGCCAAGCACUGCAAGACUCACCUGGGUAUAAAGCCCUUCCAGUGCCACGUCUGCUGCAAGCGCUUCACCCAGAAGAUCCACCUGACCGUCCACUCGCGUCUGCACACCGGCAUCCGCCCCUUCCAGUGCCGCACGUGCCGCUGCUGCUUUCUGGACAGCACAGCACUGGCACGUCACGUGGAGCGGGAUCUGUGCCGUCAGGAGGGCUUCAGCUUCAACAUCGGCAAGCGGGGACGCAGGCCCUUCCACAUGGCGCUUGACGGCGACAAGAAACAGGAGGAGCGUAAGAAAGUGGUCAACGCUUCCGUGCUGCACUGCACCUUGUGCAAAUGGAGAGGGAAGCGUGAGGGCAACCUUCUGAACCACAUGAAGCGAGUACACAAAGUUGGCACCGCGCAGAUGACUAGGCAACAGGAUAGAAAGGACGGCACAAGCACACAUCUGUUUCCUAGCGAUAGUAGCGGGGAAGCAAACCUUACACCCACACACGUGUGAAUCUUCACCAGCGACAUCUUGAUACCUCGGGCAAUCACGUACCCCAGGUUUCUACGUGAUGGUAGACAAUGGGAGACAACUGCCAGGGCAUAUCUUUUUGUCUUCUGUUAGAAAUAUUUUCUUUCUUCUAAUACACAACAACCCGUUUGCUUUAUAUUUCGGGUUUGUGAAACUGAUGUCAAACCUUUCGGAUCGUCAAACCCGCCUUCCUUAAGUGCUUGAAAUACCCGUGUACAGAAAACUAAACUAAAACGUGUGUUCUCUGUUUAGACAAUGCCGGCUCGUGUUAGGAGGUUUCAGACAGGGAACAUGACAAUGGCGUCCAGCAGGACAUCUUGAUCUUUCAGUGGAAGGAGAAUACCACUAGAGGUAUACCUCUUCUUCACAGCAAAACUACUUCUACAAGUGUGAAACCAGGGGAUGGGGGGAAAUGUUUGCAAUGCAUCUAGUCAUGACGCCGUCUGGAUAGAUUUCUCAAAGCUUAAACAAAAGUUGGAAACAUUGUGCUGGGAGUUAUCUUAUGACAAUUGUAAACAAUGAAGCUGAAACCCUCGACGAUGUGCGCCAGAGACUAACACUCAUGGAGGAUUCUGUGGAGAAAAUAAACUUCUUUUUGGAAUACCAGAGAGUGGGAAAGAAAUUUCUGAAACGCGUGUGAAUGCUGUAAUCGAGCUCCUAAACAAGUGUAAUGCCACACCCGGCAGAGAGGGUUAUACACGUGACGUAAUCACCGGUUGGGCAAGCAUCACAUGCAGAGCGCUUCACAAAUUGAAUAUAAAAAGAAACCUAAACCAAUGAUCGCAAAAAUUGCGUAUUGUGGUCACAAAAUGGACAUUUUUACCCAAAGAAGAGACAGAGAAAUAGGAAUUGCCAUAGCAAGUGACUUCAUCGAACGCCAUCGAUCUCCUGAGGAGCUACAGAGGAAACGAUGUCCACGCACACUACAAGGGCGACAAGAUUGUGUUGAUGGCCUCAUCGUAUCGCAAAAUAGAAAAGGCACCGAGGGGGUAGCCUCUGAUACCACGGUGAGAUCAUCACAACUACAGAAAAAAAGCGACAAAAUGCAAAUGCGGUAGCAGCGACGAAAACUUCAGUAAACAGCAACGACCAGACGAGGCAGACGAUGCCUGCUCGUGGGCAAAAGUCAAUGUGCGUCUUCGCAGAUGGAAUUUAUACAUCGUUCUGGCCAAGAUGACGAAGAGGGAAGUUAUGACUUGCAGCCCUUGGUUCCAGACCCACUGCUAUACAGUGAAGCAUUGAUGGCUGAUGGAGUGAAGGCUAAUGCAUCGUAUAGAUGAAAGUAAUAGUGGUCAACAGGUAUGUGCUACAUUGUAAAUGGAGAGGGAAGCGGGAGAGCAACCUUCUGAACCAUGUGAAGCGGGUACAAGGACGGCACAAACAUACAUCUGGUUCCUCAUCUUCACCAGCGACAUCCUGAUACCUCGUGCAGUGAGCCAUGGGAGACAACUGCUCGGAGAUCUAGCCAAAGUUACUUCUCCUUUUGUCUUUUGUUGGAAAUCUCUUCUUACACAGAUUUUUUUAAGGAGAGGUUUUAAAACUGUUGUCAAACCCUUCAGAUCGUCAAACGUGUAUUGCUUAAGUACUUGAAAUACCCGGGUAUUGAAGGGAUAAGUUGUUUCUUUCUUCCUAUUUCUGAGCUGUGUUCAAGGGAGUAUUUCUGUGGCUUGAAUUGUGGUUAAUUACAGUACUGCAUUUGCAGAAUUCCUUUCUGAAUUUACAUCCUCUCGUUGGGAUUUGACGUAUGAACUCACUGGUUGGCAAGGUCACGUGUGCCAAGAAAACUCUUCCAGGACUGUUUCCUGCAGAUCGUCCGAAACCUGUAGUCAUCGAGACCUCAGACGACUUCUUCAAGUUUGCGGUGACAUGGUGUGGGGUACAUGUAUGAUCCCCCGUACCUGGUGUGUCCUAACCUCAAGAUGAAGCUCUUGUGAUCGGUCAACGGGUCUUGGUCGGCCCAAGGCAUGGGAGGGGAUGUAAUUUUGUUUCUCAUACUAGCCAACUAUUUGUGUACUGAUUAGGUGCAACCAUCAGACCCAGAUCAUUUUCCAGCACUUGAUGCCACUUCGUCGAGGUACAUCUGUUUGAACCGCUUGAACACCUCUCUGUGUCCAUCAGGUGAUACAAGUAUUGAUGCUUUCACUGUAUGUUACCUCUACUAUUGCUUUCGAAGCUACUUAUAUAAAUGUAAACAAUGCGAUCGAGGUAGAGAAGGACAAUACCUGUGAUGUCAGUGACGAUAAUAAUAAGAGUACAGGUUUUAAAUAUAAAUACACUGCCUGCAGAAAGUUCAACAUGAAUGCUGAAGCCCAAAGUUACCAAGUUUCCACUUAUGUUUUUUAGUCCCUGAAUGUUUGUGGUCUCAAAGAAACAGUUCCUGAGCUAUGUGAUGUUUUAGUGAAAUGGAUAUUGUCUGUCUUCUAGAAACAAAACUAGAUUUAGAUCAGUGUAAUGUCACUGGCUUUAUGUGUUUUGUGAAAAAUGGGACAGUUUCUAGUAUGUAAACAAUGUUCAUAAUGAGCUGUUGGGGUAUUUAAAGAUUUUGAAGAUGUAAAGAUGUCGACUUUGCCAGUAGAAUAGAUAAUGACCUUCAGAAUUAUUACAGUUUUCUGCAGCACCCUGACCUUAUCUUCAAAUUUAGUAUUCCAAAUAAAUACAAUCCAACUCUCGUUGGUACUGCGGUAUAUGUACCACCAGAACAUUCAGUUUACACCUAAAGAAUGCUUUUCAAUAAAUUGAAGAGACUUUAGCUUAUUGGGAUAAUAAAUAUAUAUUACUACUUAGAGACUUAAUGCCAGAACAGGAAUCAUACCUGACUUAAUUUACUGAUUAGUUUCAUUAAUUUUUAAUAUAUUAGCUGUUAUAACCCGACCAAUGAAAUGUGUGGGUGGGUGUGAGUGAGAGAUAUUGUACAUAAAGAUAGAUAGGAAUAUGAUAUAUAUAUACGCCUUAGAGGAUAAGAGAUUCACAAAAGAAUCUUGAAACUUGAUAAUAAUAAACAUGCUAAGGGUAUUAAACAGAAACUGGAUGAUAAAAAUAUUAUGCCAUGCAGCCUGAACAGACCAGUCUGAAAGUGUGAUUUGUCUUCUAAUUUUCUUAAUAGAAUUAAUGAGUCAAUUUAAUGUCAGUGAUUAAACUGUUAUAUUAAUCAGACUAUUAGCGAAUGUUCAUGCUGUUAAAAUGAAGCAUCUCAAAACAGUAAUUGAUAUCUGAUAUUACCACAAACAUUAUCAAAUAACUAUGAUUUCCAUAAUGUUUGUCAUUAUUUAUACCUAUUCCUAGUUUUGUAUGCUGAUGAUACAGUCAUACAAAAAAAAACAGAGGUGACAUGCAGAAUGCACUGGAAGCUUUCAAUGUUUACUGCAAAAAAUACGGUCUGCAACUAAAUACUGAGGAAACUAGAACUAUGACAUUUUCACUUGGCAAGGUUAGAAAAGUUCCACAUCUUUCCUUUAACGGCUGAAUUAUUGAGGUGAUACAGGAUUAUAUAAGUACCUAAAAACAGGUUUUAAUCACAACAAUAAAUUCAAUAAGGUUAUUAAAUUAUGAUGGGCUCUUGCAAAAAAAAAAAAAGCAAUGUUCUCUCUGAUAAAGAAAUGUAGAUAGCUUGACCUGCCCUUUGAUAUUCAAAUUGACCUUUUUGAAAGAUGUAUAAAAUGUAUUUUGCUGAAGUGAAGUCUGGGCUUUUGAAUCUCUUGAUAUUUGUGACAGGAUGCAGGUAUUAUUUAUGACAUUGAUGUUGAAUGUAAAAACUAGCUCACCAUCAUGUAUGGUGAGGACCAAACUAUGUCAAUCUUUGCAAAAUGAAAGUUACUGUGCUUCUGGGAUAGACUAUCAACUAACCAUACCAUUGGAGAACGAAAAUUAUCCGUCCUACUGUUCCAAUUAGCAAGAUUUUAUUUAAUAGCUCAGUAUGUGAAUUACUAUGUACACAGAUAAUUUCCGCGUUACUUGCCAUAUGUUGAAAGAAGAUUUUAACAUGGAGAAGUACCUGAUAAAUUUAACCCCUGCCUUAAAAAAAUCCACUUAAUAAAAUUUAAUUUAAGUUUCAAUAAACUGCCUAUCCAACAAUUAAGAUAUAAUGAAAUACCUAGAAAUUAUGUAAUUUAAGUGAGGUAGGGGAUGAAUUUCAUUAUAUUUUUAUGUGUGCUCACCUCUUAUUGACUGUUUCCGCUAAAGCGAUUCUUCCAGACUAUUUUGUAUGUUCCCCUGAUACAUUAAAAUUUUUAUCAGCUAAUUAAUAUGAAAACAAACAGUGAACAUUAAGCAAAUUUAUUCAAAUUGUAAUAUCACUAGUUCAGGAACUGGAUACUCAUUUGUGGUUUUAAUACAAUAUGAAUGUAGUGUUAAUUUGACAGAUUGUUACAACUGCAGUUUCAAAAUGUGUGUAUAUUUAUAUAAUUGCUAUGUGACAUAAUAUGUGACAUAUUUCAGGUUUGUAUGCAUCAUUGCUUGUAUCUUGGCUACAAAUGCCCAUCUGGGCUUAAAGUGGAUUAAAAGAAAAGAAAAAUCACACUAUGUAAGUGAAAGAAAUGGAACUUCAAGAGCUGCUGUCGAUAUUUUCCUCUAAUUUUUUUAUGUGUUGGCGGUUCUAUGAGACUCAGAAAAUUAGUGAACAAGUUGUACUGUUGGCCCGUACGUUAUCCAUAAAAUGUUAUUGCAUGCAUUUUUAUUCACAUAUUCCAAAGAUAUUUGUUGAGAACUAUAGGUUCUGAGACUUUUUGCGGCACUAUUUAUUAUUUUGUUACAGUGUGUGCUGCGGAGGGAUAAAAAAAUGAAUUUGUGAUUGUUUUCAUCAGUUUAGUGAGGUAUUAAACCUCACCCCUACCUUCCAUCUUUGCGCUUUUUUGUAUGAAUUAUAUGGUCUAAAUGUUUCGAGUUUAAAAACAAUUGUAAAGAAUUUAUAAAAUAGUUCUCGUUUUGUAUGAUUACUGCAUGAUUAAUGAAAUGUUUAGAAAUUGCGUGGCCUGCUUUUGCAAGCAAAACAUUAGCUUCAACAAACUGUACCUAUAAAUAAUAACAGAAUCCAGUAGCAUUGUUGAUUGGAGGAAAACUUUAUUUGAUGAACUAUGACACGACCCACAUUUUUGCUGUCCACAAUACAAACAGUCGAUAAUUGCCUGAAAAAUUAAUCCCACGGGGAGACUUGUACCCCUCCAUCGCACCUCCAUCCCACACUCUCGUAUCCAAUUAACGAUUGUUUUUCCAUCGAUGACGACCUGAUGAUAGAGGCGAUGCUACUGACUAGUAGUAGAAGCUGACCACGGAGAUUUUAAGAAAGAAUCGUGGAAUCUCAGACAUACCGCAAGUUGGACGAUCCUCAGACCUCAGUUUAACUUUUGACCUUUUAUGCGUUUGCUUCACACACCUCUCCUACUCCUCAGUCUUUUUAACGUAUGGUGAAAGGAGAAGAGGUCACUGAGUGGGUUCAAGCCGCGAUUUCCGUGGUUAUUUUCAAAUGAUUUCUCUAUUAAGUUUUUUUUUAAUCCUUUAGGACUAUAGUUGAAUGCUGUCUCACUGUUUUGUUUACGUUGGUGUUCUGUUAAUUUGCUUAUUUGAUAUUCUGUGAUGGAGUUUUAAAAAAAUCUGUGAUCAUAACUUUGUCGUUCAUAUUACUUAUAGUAAUUAGGACUUUGUCUCAAAUCAAUGGCAUAAAGUAUUUAUGAUGCACCAACUAUUUUAGCGGCAUUCUAAGAACAGCCUCUGCACAUGACCUUUCAACUUUCAGAUGACCAGCAAAUUUCAUUAGUAUAUUUACACUGAUGACACUAAAGUGGUUCCCAUGACAAUGUGACGAGAAACAAAAUUCAGAGCUAGCAUCCUUGCUGAUGUCAUUACUCCCAUCAUCGUGACUGUUAUCAUUUUCAUCGUCAUCAACUUCACAAAAAUAUAAUGUCCACAAAAGCCGCCUUCUCCUAUGAGCUGUUGAUACAUAGGACCACCCGUAAACAAGGUCUAAUUGUUGAUUACAUCGGGUACCACUCAAAAAUUGUCCACAUUUUUCUUCACACAUUGCUCUCCGGUAUUGCAAUUUUCUUGUUCAAUUGUUAACAUGCACCGCUAAGAACAAAUGUAGCAUUUGUUUACCCCAGUAAGUGUUGACCUCAACCUUUAGAUACACUUUCCAUGGUACAUUCAACAGUCGAGGCUGUCAAGGUUACUAAAGUAGAUUUCUGUUCUAGGUAUUUGGGUUAUUUGGUAUACGAUUGUUUGGUCGUUCUGUUUCCGGACAAACAAACUGCGCAACAGUGUAGGUUUGAAUGUUUGUUUUAAUUGUAAAAAUGGAAUUGCAAUUCUGUGUAAUAAAAUC
Messenger RNA from Pomacea canaliculata, 12392 nucleotides. Its product is annotated as zinc finger protein 596-like. The record is from RefSeq and is a predicted model, not a curated record. The transcript is spliced from 5 exons. Bases 4202 to 6064 code for a protein of 620 amino acids. NCBI's taxonomy places the organism in Eukaryota, Metazoa, Mollusca, Gastropoda, Architaenioglossa, Ampullariidae. Gene Ontology annotation, biological process: regulation of transcription by RNA polymerase II. Gene Ontology annotation, molecular function: RNA polymerase II cis-regulatory region sequence-specific DNA binding; DNA-binding transcription factor activity.